AUGAAUUCAACUUAAAACAGAUUUCGCAUAGGUCCUAUUUUUAAAGCAAAUGUUCCUAUUAUAAAUUUUGAAUAGUUGAAAAAGGAACAAUAAUAUUUAUAAUACGAAUUUCAGAAGAGCGAUUCACAUUAAAACCAUAUUGCAACAUUUAAUUCUCUCUAAGAACUCUAAAAAAAAGUAGACUUUUCAUUAAGAUACCCUAAAAAUAAUCAAUACAUUUUGAAGUAACAACCUAAAAUUAAAUUGUACAAUACUUAUCAAUUUCAGUGCUGAUAUUAUUUAACGCCCUCGAAAAUAAUUCCAGUCUUAAUGUUAGAAAUAAUUAGCUUCAAAUUCUGAAUUUAUAACUGAGAGAGUUUCAGAUUCUUCUUUUCUUUGGGACGAUAAUAAGAAUCGAUUCGGUAAGAAAGAUCGUCUUGGUAAACCUGCUAGGCAUCCAACCAAAUUAAAAUAAACUUUAGGUACUAUAAUUAAUUAUUUAAUGAUUUGAGACCUUAAAGAUAUUAGAGAAUUUUAAGCAUCUCAUAUGAAAGGNUAGCAGAGUUAAAAGAUUAUGUGCCACUAAUUAAUAGAUAUCUUUUUCUUCCAUAAAAAUAAAUGA
Messenger RNA from Paramecium sonneborni, 601 nucleotides. The record is from the annotation of a GenBank genome assembly. Lineage: Eukaryota; Ciliophora; Oligohymenophorea; Peniculida; Parameciidae.